This is a messenger RNA of Chironomus riparius, 2050 nucleotides long. NCBI's taxonomy places the organism in Eukaryota, Metazoa, Arthropoda, Insecta, Diptera, Chironomidae. The record is from the annotation of a GenBank genome assembly.
AUGUGACAAACAACCAUGUGACAUGUAACAAUAUGACAAACAACCAUGUGACAUGUAACAAUGUGACAAACCAUCAAGUGUAACUAUGCGACAUGUAAUAAUGUGAUAUGCAACCAUAUGACAUGCAACAAUGUGACAUAAAACCAAAUGACAAACAUCAAUGUGACAAACAUCCAUGUGUCAUGUGACAAUAAGACAAACAACCAUGUGACAUGCUCAUCGCAUUCUUUAUUCUCACAUUUUGUACUUUCACGACCUCAACCAACCUUAAAUGUAUCUUCAAUAAUGGAACUUACAGUGUGCUGCCAAAUAUUUAUCGUUGCGAAGUUGAAAUUGAUCCAAACAUUGAUGAUGCUGCGAAAGCUCAAAUAACGUCGACAAGUGGAACUCAUACAAUUGGAAGAACUAAAGAUGAUGUUGUUGGAUUGCAUGCGAUUCAUAAAACAUUCAAGCAGUUCCCUCGAGGAUUAGAAACAACUUUUAAGAAUAUUAAAUCAGUUUACAUCGCAUAUAGCAAAUUAAAGGAAGUUACUCAAUCAGACUUAAUUCCAUUACCAAAUUUGGAGAAUCUUGAUUUAUAUGGAAAUGAAAUUGAGGUCGUUGAGCCUGGUUUAUUUGACUUUAACCUCGAAUUACUGCUGAUAAGCUUUGGCGGGAACAACAUUUUGCAUGUCGACUCGAAUGUUUUUGAUAAUUUGACAAAGCUGACUCAUUUAUGGUUCCAUAGCGUUCCUUGUAUUGAUUCAUAUGGCAUUACUAAGAGAGAUUCGGAAAGAGUGAUAAAAAAUCUGAAAGGCAAGUGCAAAGAUCCAGAAUUCUCCAAACUCGAAGCUUUAGAUUCAGACACAAAAUUAGAAAAUGAAUUAAAAACUUCAAAGUUUUCUGGAUGUUCAUAUUUCAAGGUUAAGUUAGGAAAGUUAAGAAAUUCAAGUCUAAUCUCAACUACAACAUUGGAGCCAACAUCCAGCAAGGCAGCUUUAACAUCUGAGAUCCCAAAGGUUAAAGAUUCAUGCACUGAUUGCUGUUCCAUUGACAAUAUUAGCCAAAAAUUGGACAAUUUUACAUCACAUCAAGCUGAAAUUGAAGGAUCAUUAAGAAAGAUUAAGUCUUUAAUUGAUCAACAUGAUUCCAAACUUAGUGACGUUCAGAAUUCACAAAGUAACCUCAAAUCGUUGCAAUCAAGCUUGACUGAUGCAGUUAAGGAGUUUGGAGCUGAAAUAAAAGACCUCAAAGCUUCACAAGAUCAGAUUCAAUCUUCGCUUGGUUCCAUUAAUUCAACUGAGAAUGACAUUAAAGAUUUGAUCACUUCCAACAUUAAAGCUAAUGAAAAUGAAAUCAAUGAUGUCAAAAAUGGCAUAAAUGAUGUCAAAAAUGGCAUAAAUGAUGUCAAAAACGGCAUAAAUGAUGUCAAAAGUGGCAUUAAUCAUGCCAAUAAUGACCUCAACAUCCUCAAAGAUGCAACAAAUCCAAUCACAGACCUAACCUCAUCUCAAAUUAAAAUACAAUCGUCCCUGAACAACCUUACAGCAUCACAAAAUACAUUCCUUACAGCACUCGAGGACCACAAAUCAAUCCUUAAAUCAACAAAGCUUUCACAAGAUGAAGCAACUAGCAACCUCAUUGACAUGAAAGCGACAGUCAGUGACAUUGAGUCAGCUGUUAAUAACGUUAAAAUUACUCAAAAUGAGGUUAAGACAUCGCUUGGUAAAAUGAGAAUAGCACAGAAUGAGAUCGGAGCUUCCAUCCAGAAAAUCGAGAAUUCUGAUGAAAAAUUCUUGAAAAUUGAUGACAAAUUGGAAAGCUUUGAGGACAAAAUGAGUGAAAAAUUUGAGGUUAUGAAGCAUGAGUUGGCAAAAUCUCGUCACAAAAUGUCAGUCAGCAUUGAUGAGAAGCUGAAUGGAAUUGAGAAGCGAUUACUGAAAAAGUUUGAAGAAGUUUUUGAUGAAAAAUUGUCAAAAAUAAUCGAACAAAAGUUGAAAAAUGUUUUGUAAUUUAAAAAGGAUGUGAUGAAGGAUGGACAGGCAAUGAAUCAGCAUAAACGGUUUCAAAA